This is a messenger RNA of Diplodia corticola, 1569 nucleotides long. RefSeq names its product cellulose-binding protein. Gene Ontology annotation, molecular function: hydrolase activity, hydrolyzing N-glycosyl compounds. The record is from RefSeq and is a predicted model, not a curated record. NCBI's taxonomy places the organism in Eukaryota, Fungi, Ascomycota, Dothideomycetes, Botryosphaeriales, Botryosphaeriaceae. The transcript has a single exon. Bases 1 to 1569 code for a protein of 522 amino acids.
AUGAAAUCCACGUCUCAAUGGCUUACCGUGCUGCCGAUCCUUUCUGCAAGCUUGAGCACGCUCGCAGCCCAUGAGACUCAGCGAUGCAGGCCUUGGGAAGUCGACAGGAAGCCUCGAGUUUUCAUCCUAUCCGACAUCUGUAACGAGCCUGACGACGCUCAGUCCAUGGUCCGACUCCUUACGCACGCUGACCAGUAUGACAUCCGAGGACUAGUGGCCACCACAAGCUACUGGCUGAACGAUACCACCGUCCCCGACGAGAUCGUGAAGAUUGUGAAAAGCUACGGAUCGGUCCUGGACAAUCUGCAAGUUCACGGCCAUGGACAAUACCCAACCGAAGAGCAUCUGCUCUCCGUCAUCAAGAGCGGGCCAAAGAGUUACGGCUUGGCAGCUGUAGACGCUAUCGAUGCCGGCGAGCAGAUAUCCGAUGGUGCACAGUUACUCAUUGAUGCCGUGGACGCUUCCUCGGAGCCGCUUUAUGUUCAAGCAUGGGGAGGAGCCAACACCAUCGCCGAAGCUUUGCGAUAUGUCCAAUCGAAGAGACAACACGCUGAGCUGGUUCAAUUCUGUGAAAAGAUGCGCGUCUACGCCAUUUCCGACCAGGAUAACGCCGGUGCCUGGGUCCGCCACGAGUUCCCUCAGAUACGGUACAUCGCUUCUGUCCAUUCGUGGAAUGCCUAUGGCUUGGCCGCGUGGUCUGGUAUGUCUGGCGAGGGUUUCUACGGCUUCGAUGACGGCGGACCGAACAGUGACCUAACGAGCGACGAGUGGAUAAAGACCAAUAUUCAGCUAGGUGCAUUGGGAAAAUCCUACCCAGAUAUCGUCUUCAUCAUGGAGGGCGAUUCGCCCGCCAUGCUUUUUACCAUGCAGAACGGCCUCAACGCCCCGGAACAUCCUGAAUGGGGUGGUUGGGGCGGUCGAUAUGCGCCUUCUUCCCAUGGAGGCAGGCAUUUUGCAGACACAGCUGACCACGUCCGUGGGAAGAGUGGAAAAACGUACAUGAGCAACCAUGCAACGAUCUGGCGGUGGAGACAGGCGUAUCAGAACGAGUUUGCGGCGCGCAUGCAAUGGACGCUGUAUGAUGAAAGGGACGCGCGGACGAGCCACCCGCCAGUCGUCGUGGUCAACGGGUCCUGUGGAAGCCAGCCGGUCGAGCUGGAGGUCGACGCAGGGUCUUCGGUUGUGCUGGACGCGACAGAGUCGUACGAUGCAGACUCCGGGAAAAACACGGCUCUAACUUUUUCGUGGUGGAUGUAUCGCGAGAUCACGGCGACGCAGUGGCAGGUCCGGUGGGAGGUGCCUGAGCUCGCGACACGUCGCGAUCCAGCUGUUCCCGGCGGAAGCAAGGUUGUUGUUGAGAUUCCAUCGGCCGAUGAGAGCUGCAGAGCACCGAGGGCGCUGCACAUGGCGGACGAGGUGAAGGCUGAGUGCCAGGUCUACCAUGUCAUUUUGGAGGUCUCCGGGCCGGGGGCUCCACCGAUGACACGGUACCGACGCGUGAUUUUAAAGGUGCGACUGCCGGAGCAAGAAGCGCAGAGCUGUGGCUCCCCAAGGCACGAAGAGCUCUGA